Molecule: messenger RNA, 851 nt
Organism: Tachyglossus aculeatus (Australian echidna)
Lineage: Eukaryota; Metazoa; Chordata; Mammalia; Monotremata; Tachyglossidae
Gene: ETFB
Product: electron transfer flavoprotein subunit beta
Exons: 6
Coding region: 23-790 (255 amino acids)
Cellular component (GO): cytosol
Molecular function (GO): electron transfer activity
Source: RefSeq, a predicted model, not a curated record
GGGAGGUGGUGGCAAGGGCAAGAUGGCGGAGCUGCGGGCCCUGGUGGGCGUCAAGCGGGUCAUCGAUUACGCUGUGAAGAUCCGGGUGAAGCCGGACCGAUCGGGCGUCGUGACGGAUGGCGUCAAACACUCCAUGAAUCCCUUCUGUGAGAUCGCCGUGGAGGAGGCCGUGCGGCUCAAGGAGAAGAAGUUGGUGAAGGAAGUGAUCGCGGUUAGCUGCGGUCCCCAGCAGUGCCAGGAGACACUGCGCACAGCCCUGGCCAUGGGAGCCGACCGAGGGAUCCACGUGGAGGUGGCGGCCGCUGAAGCCGAGCGACUGGGGCCCCUCCAGGUGUCGCGGGUCUUGGCGGCCCUAGUCAAGCGGGAGAAGGUUGAUCUUGUGCUUCUGGGCAAGCAGGCCAUCGAUGAUGACUGUAACCAGACGGGACAGAUGACGGCUGCCAUGCUGGACUGGCCCCAGGGCACAUUUGCGUCAAUGCUGACCCUGGAGGGGUCGGCAGUGAAGGUGGAGCGGGAGGUGGACGGGGGCCUGGAAACCGUGCGGCUCAAGCUACCCGCCGUGGUGACCGCCGACCUCCGCCUCAAUGAGCCACGCUACGCCACCCUGCCCAAUAUCAUGAAAGCAAAGAAGAAGAAGAUCGAGGUGGUGACGCCACAGGGUCUGGGCGUAGACACGAGCUCGCGGCUGACGGUGCUGAGCGUGGAGGAGCCGGCUCAGCGCACGGCGGGAGUCACCGUGGCCACCGUGGAGGAGCUGGUGGCCAAAUUGAAAGAAGCCGGACGCGUCUGAGCCCUCAGGCCCGCACCUCCUCUUCCCCAGUCACCCAAUAAAGUUUCUAGGGCAAACCCUC